Hylaeus anthracinus is the source of this 1349-nucleotide messenger RNA. Its product is annotated as ubiquitin-like protein 4A-A. Gene Ontology annotation, molecular function: protein binding. Bases 379 to 831 code for a protein of 150 amino acids. Gene Ontology annotation, biological process: post-translational protein targeting to endoplasmic reticulum membrane. The transcript is spliced from 3 exons. The record is from RefSeq and is a predicted model, not a curated record. Lineage: Eukaryota; Metazoa; Arthropoda; Insecta; Hymenoptera; Colletidae.
GGUACGACGACAAAAUCUAUCAAUUCGCUAUUUAAAUAGUUCCCUGUACGUGCGAUUAAACGAUAGACCAAAGGUUAAGAGGUGUAAUCGAAUCUUAAUCGAUAAACAAAAUCUAAUUAUCAACUUCUGUAUUGUAUAUCCAAGGGUUUCUUAGUUUCUUCUGACUACCUGCGUGCAUGCGUACGUGUAUGUCCCUCGGUGGAAAUACUUGAUGACGCCGUGCUAGUACCGAUAUUCGUAUGUCGCAAAAUAUAACAUAACCUCUAAGUAAAAUGCUCGAGUUCUUAUCAGCAUCGUUUAAGGUUCCGUUCUUACGUAAAAUUUGAAUUUUCACGUUUUCGUGUCGAUUCGCAAACGCUCCAUUGAGUACAGCGCAACAUGAAAGUUAUUGUGAAGAAACUUAAAGGGAAAGAAUGUGUUGUUGACAUUACGCCUUCGGAUACAGUUCUACAGUUAAAGCACAAAGUUAGCGACCUAUUGGGCAUAAACGUUCCUCAGCAGAAACUUCUGCUCGCAGGGAAAACAUUAGCUGAUGAAAACCCUUUAAGCUUUUAUCCAGGAAUCAAAGAUGGGAUCAAGUUAAAUCUUUUGGUCGUUAAGAAAGCUGAGGAAGGGUCUACAGAGGGAAAGGCAACACAUCGUAAAUCAGGCACGGAUAUUCUACGAGACGAGAUGUCUAGAGUUCUAAGGCAUUAUUACACAGAGCCUGAGAUAGAGUUGAUAGUUAAUGAAUUGAUCAAAGAUCUGAAAUAUAAAGUGAAUAGCCUUAGUUUCGAUGACUUAGAACGAUUAGCAACAGCAUUACUUCAAGACCAAGAAAAUUUAGCUUAAGGAUACUUCGAUUUUCUAAUUCUGCUUAUUUGAUUAUUGUAACACACUUUUAUUUAAUUAAAACAUUGCCUCAUUACACCUUGUAACCAAUAGCGCAUUUGAAAUAAUUGUAAGGGGUAUGAGCGUGAAAAGAAACUAAAUUUAUCAAAAGAUCGGUUUUAUUAAAACAGACAAGUACAAUUAUAAUCGCACUUUAGAAAACAGAGUUUUAAGGAUCAGCCAUGUCUAGUUGUCGAAAGUAUCUUGCAACUAGACAUAUAAAUAAAUUCAAUGCCCCAAUUUCGUGUACUUCCAACGUUUUCUAAAAGAAAAAGAAAUACAUAAACUUAACAUGUGUAACUGAAGAAAUCAUUAUGAAAAGUAAAGCAACCAAUUUUUGUAUCUUCCUUUAAUAUGAAUUGUAAUUCCAUUUAUUUUUCUUUUAAACUAUUUCCUUGAAUUGUUCUACAAUUUAUGUCGAUGGCAAGUUUAAUACAUGAACAUGCAAUAAAAUUGAUUUGUUAAAAAAUAAAAAUUUA